AUUCUUCAUGGCUAGCCUUCGCUCAACAGUUGCUGGCACCCCGGCCUCUGGAAUGGCCUAUAAACUACCUUCUGGUGGCCUUACAUGCCUGCGGGCAAGGAAUGCUUGCCAACUUCAAGGCCCAGGUCACCGCAUCCGCACCGGAGCUGCGCCCGCAGGAGGCCCCAACGCUGGCGUAGCGAGCUCGGUUGUGGAGUCGGUGGCUGCGCCGCCGCCGCCACCAGCGCCGCUGCAGUUGCCGCCGCAGGUGACCCGGAGCCUGGGCAGCGGCUCCUUCAGCUCCAUGGAUGAAGUGGACAUUCGCAUGUUCCGAUUCACCGCGGCGCAGCUUGACACCUUCCGCGGUCUCGCCUCGGCUAUGCGCAACUGCUCCACUGCUCUCAUAUCGCUGGCGGUGGGGAACGUGUUCGUAAACGCCUUAGAGGCAGUGGAGCACCACCACUCCCACCACCACGCAGCAGAGGGCGCGGCGGCGGCGGAGGGAGCGGCGGCGGCGGCCGGGGCAGCGGCGGGCGAGGCGGCGGCGGCGGCGGGGCAUGCGGUGGAGGCGGCGCUCACAGCUCCCCUGUUCUUUGAGGAGAUGGUCCGCUCCAUCUCCUUUUCGGAUGUGGCGUUCUGCGUCAACGCCCUCAUCCCAGCGGCCCUCAUCGCCUACUCCGUGGGCCCCUUCGCCGAGCUGGCCAAGGGCCCCGACCAGCCGCACAUGGCCCUGGCUCUCAAGGGCGUGGGGCGGCUGAGCCUUACCAUGCAGCAGCUGGCCUGGACCAGCGGCUCGGUGGGUGUGGUGCUGCUGCUGGAGGCAGCGGUCAAAUACCCGCCCAUGGUGGCGGUGGCGUCGGGGGCGUGCCUGGGGCUGGCGGUGGCCCGCGGCGCUGCGCUGUGGUGGGUGGUGUCCCGUCACACCACCAGCGGCGAGGAGGUGGCCCGCACCCUGGCGGCGCUGAGGGGUCAGGCGGCGGGCGCCGAGCUGCACCCACUGGACAGGCUGGCGUCAUGGCUGGCGCUGGGGGCGCUGCUGCAGCCGCGCCCGGUGGACCGGCUGGCGUCGUGGCUGGCGCUGGGGGCGCUGCUGCAGGCUGAGCCCUCCAUCCACCCGCACGGCCACGGCCAGGGCCACCGCAUGCCCUGGCAGAAGGAGCCACACGCCGAGGAUCAGGACCAGGACCAGGGCCACGAGCACAAGCGCCCACCGGCUUCCGUCACAGCGCCGGACCCGGAUCAGUCGGACCUGCUGCUGCACGUGGCGCCCGCCGACUCCAGGCCCCACUACGAGUUCGACGUGGAGGAGGAGCGCGUGCUGAGGAGCCUUGUGGAGGCCAGCAACGCUGCGGGUCUGGCUAUCCUGCUGCAGGUGCUGUCGCUGCUGUCACUGGGCAUCGCCGAGGCAGCCACCGCCAACACGCCGGGCCUGGUGUCCAACUGCAUCAACGCCACACAAAAGGCCGCCAACGCGGCUGUGCUGUUCGCCUCCAGCGCGGCGUUCGACAAUGCGCUGCACAACACCGACGGCAACGACGACACCGACCACCUGCUAUCGGGGCUGGGCAAGGCCCACGCCGGAAUGACCGGGCUGUUCACCUCCAUGGCGGUGCUGUCCUGGGCGCUGCUCAUGGCCGGCGGCGUGGCGCUGUUGGUUCCCGCGCUGGAGGAGAGCCCGCUGGGCGUGCUGGUUGGCGACGGCGUGUUGCACAUGUCAGCCGACAUACUGGUGGAGGUGCUGGAGGCCAUCUGAGAGAGAUGAAAAUGAGAACGAGGAGGCGUUGCUGCUGUAUGUUUGAUGUGUGUUUUCUGCAAUCAAGCUCGAAGGCUUGUGUAAGCGUGUGUAUACGGUACCGAGGUGCUGAUGGUUGGCAAGAGAGGCAGGGGAGAGGUGGGGCUGGUGGGGUGGGAAACACGUGUGCGUGCUGCACGUGCGUGUCGGCAGAUGUCCUGGUCGAGGUCCUGGAGGCCAUCUGAGGCAGGAGCUCAGCAGAAGAAAACGCCAUCACGCCAUCACGCAUGGGGGCUUUUAGCUUGCCUUGGCGCCGUGCAGGUGUGCUGCCACACGGUGCCACACGGCGCCGCUGGGGGCGGUUUGAUGCCGUUUGCGGUGGAGUUGAAGGGCUACAGGCUACUUUGAGCUUGAAUGCAGGACAGCGGCAGCAGGGCCGUUGAGAGCAGGCAGGUGAGAGAGAGAAGAAAAAGAAAAGAAAUCAUAGGAUCGUAGGAAUGUAAUAAAUGCUUUUGGGAUCGGCAGGUCCGUCUUGAUGACUGUUAGGUAUCGUGGCGCCUGGCGUGGAAUUUGGAAGUAGGGACCUGUGACACAAGCUCGUGUGUGCAUGUUGCAUGAGUGGCAUGCUGCUGCGCCUCGACGGGUCGCGCGUGGCUCGACCUUUAAGCACAGAUGUCCGAGGUUCAAGAAGAGUGCCAGAGGCACGCUCUGUGUCCGUGAUAUUGCGUCAAGGUAUUUCCCGGCGGCAUGGUGAAGCGCUCCUUCGCCCGCCCCCACUCGCAUUCUGCGCCCUUGUUGGUCGGCCGAAUGUGUGUGGCGCUUUGUGGUGUUGGUUAGUAGGCAGGGCUGGAGCCUUUGAGCUUGUGACACUUUUGUUCGAUAGGCUGAGAGGCCUGUAUACAUAUGGGAGAGGGAGGGGAGAAACACUUGUUAGGUAGGUGUUGCUAGCACGGAGUGAUGGAUGGGGCCGCGGGUGCCGAGUGCUUUUGCGUGUGAGUGUUGGUUUGCGGUUGAGAGUCCAGGUGAAAGGGCCGCAUGUGGCUUCCUAAGAAUAUGAAUAGUAAGCAAGAACGAGGAGAGAUAGAAGGCUAGAGGUUUCGGGUGGAAACGCACCGGUGUGAUGUUGUUGACUCCCCGUGUAGAGAUUCCCCUAUGGACGUCAAGAGCGCGUUGGUGAGUGCGUGUUGCUUGGGACGCGGGGCCACAACGGGCGGGUUGACACAGCCGGCAGGAGGGCUUUGCAGGGCGGUGGCGGUGCUCCGCCUUUCGAAACUACAGUAUUUAUUGUGUGUAGGUAGGAUGGGCGGCACGCGUCUUAGCGUGCGUGCAUGCGGUGGGAAGAGCGUAGAUUGUCAGGAUGACUUGGGGCCGGCCUUUGGCCUGCUGGCGCCCGGGCAGAGGUAGGGCGAGCUGGCCUAGCUGAGAAGUGUGAAUUUGUGCGCGCCACCAGUAGACGGCGUGUUGAGCUGUGUGGGAGCCAGCAGGCGGCACGGCAUCACUGGCAUGAGAGAGUUUUGCAGUAAUGCGCUAUUGAGAUGUACGGAUUGGGUCGGAGGUUCUCCUGCCUGGAUUGGGUGGACGUGUGGGUGCACACGUGCAUGCGGUGGGCGCUGUACACAUAUAUGCGGCGGGUCGUGUGUCGGGCCAGCUGCCUGCUUGUAAAUUAAGAAACAA
Chlamydomonas reinhardtii is the source of this 3385-nucleotide messenger RNA. RefSeq lists its product as uncharacterized. Lineage: Eukaryota; Viridiplantae; Chlorophyta; Chlorophyceae; Chlamydomonadales; Chlamydomonadaceae. Bases 53 to 1732 code for a protein of 559 amino acids. The record is from RefSeq and is a predicted model, not a curated record. The transcript is spliced from 16 exons.